Messenger RNA from Dama dama (fallow deer), 3430 nucleotides. RefSeq names its product RING finger protein 44-like. The transcript has a single exon. Bases 1385 to 2599 code for a protein of 404 amino acids. NCBI's taxonomy places the organism in Eukaryota, Metazoa, Chordata, Mammalia, Artiodactyla, Cervidae. The record is from RefSeq and is a predicted model, not a curated record.
GAAAGUCCUGACCACAUUCAAACAAAUUAUUUUGACAGUAAGACAGAACGUUAUCAGCUUUUCUUGCUUCGUUUACAUGUCAGGAAUUUUCACCUCUUUCAGAAUUCCUGAAAUACAUGUGAUAUACAGUAGAGAUGAGAAAGUUCUAAACUUUAUCUUGGCUCCUCCUGAAGACCUUGCUCCAUAGGGGAAGAAAUGGAAUCCAAGAUAGGGAGCCCCGGGACACCUAGGGAAAUCAAAUAGCAUCAGAUUUUAAAUAUCAUUACCGACAUGAACACAUUUUAUGUCCUUUCAAGUGUUAUAUAAAUUCAAAAGGUUUUUAAUAUAAUUAUCAUUUUACUUAUAACAUUGCUGAUUUCAUAACCCUCCAUCUACUACAUGAAAACUUCAAAAGUUCAAAGAUAAUAUAUCUUAAAAUAUAUGCUGGCUAUUUUCUCUUCCUGAGAUUACUGUUGUUCAGGUGCUAAAUCAUGCCCUGCUCUUUGAGAUCCCAUGGACUGUAGCCGGCCAGGCCCCUCUGUCCAUGGGAUUCCCCAGGCAAGAAUACUGGAGUGGGUUGCCUUCUCCAGGGGAUCUUCCCGAGCCAGGGGUUGAACCAGCAUUUUCUGCACUGCAGGCAGAUUCUUUAAUGCUGCACCCCAAGCACAGAAUAAGGGUUAGUGAUAAGAAAGAAAAGCCAAGAACACACAACCACUGCCUGCUCUCAGCACAAAGCUGCCUCUGACCCAUCCGUGUUCACUUUCUCCUACCUGAGACCGAAGAUGCCUGUACCUGCUGCUGGCGACUUGUUUCACAUGCCUGGCUUCUGCCACUGCCAUUCACACUGCAUUUCCAAGGACCAGUCCCCACUUAGCUGUUCACCCUGCUUGGUUUGUCCUUCUAAAAAAGGGGCUUCCAAAUGUCAACUACCAAUUGGCACUUACCAAGAACAUUGCCAACAACUGAACAGCAAAGGCAUUUGCCAUCUGCCUCCAUGGAGAUUGAACCCCAUGCUGCUAUAGCUGUUGACCUUCAACAACCCCUGAGGGAGUUAAGGGUGGAGUGAGGCACUCUGUGCUCCAGGGAAUCUGGUGGGACAUGUCUUUAAAUAGUUGGAUGCUUUUAGGAACAGAUUUUAUGAUCUCAAUCUUUGCAUCUCCUCCUAUCUAGAGAAGCGUCAAAUCCCUUCAUGGUGACAUCAGAUCCUCAUGACUAACAAAAAACCUUCUGUAAAAUGAGUGCUUCGCUUCCUAACCACUGAGGCUGGCUUAAGGGGCCGCUCUUGCCCCGUCGAAGGUCUGGUUCAUUGCACUUCAGUGUCCCAGGCGCCGCCCCGUCCCGAGGAGGGAACCAUGACACAGGUUGUGUGCCCUGGCCCAGCCCCUCCAGCCCUCUGCCACCCCUGAUGCAACCAUGGGCUCUGGCAGUGACUAGGUGGGCACCCUCUGCCCCUGGGGGUCAACGGCAAUUCCCUGCAGGACCCAGCAGCAGCCCGGGCCAGUUCUGGGGAAGCCCCAGCCGCGAGGGCCCCCUGGCCAGCCCGCCUGCCCAGGAUGAGCGCUUCCCCUCCCAGCAGCUGCCGCCCCGACCAGCACACCUCCCCGUAGAGGAGCACCGAGCCUCAGCUCCCGCCGGCGGGAGCCCCCGAAUGCUGCACCCAGCCUCCCAGCAGAGCCCGUUCAUGUUUGAUCUCCACGAGCAGGUGCACCAGGGACCUGUCCCUCUGUCCUACACAGUCACCACGGUGACCACCCAAGGCUUCCCCUUGCCUACAGGCCAGCACAUCCCUGGCUGCAGCACUCAGCAGCUCCCAGCAUGCUCCGUGAUGUUCAGCGGGCAGCACUACCCUCUCUGCUGCCUCCCGCCCCAGCAGCUGAUCCAGGCGUGCACCAUGCAGCAGCUCCCGGUGCCCUACCAGGCCUACCCCCACCUCAUCUCCAGUGACCACUACAUCCUGCACCCCGCGCCGCCGGCCCCGCACCCCCAGCCUGCUCACAUGGCGCCUCUUGGGCAGUUUGUGUCCCUGCAGACACAGCACCCACGCAUGCCCCUGCAGCGCCUCGACAAUGACGUGGAUCUCCGGGGGGAUCAGCACCCCCUGGGGAGCUUCACCUACUCCACCUCGGCCCCCGGCCCUCCCCUGUCCGUGCCCAUGCACUACCUGCCCCACGACACCCUGCACCACGAGCUGUCCUUCGGUGCGCCAUAUUCCCACGUGAUGCCUCGGAGACUGAGCACCCAGAGAUACCGCCUGCAACAGCCGCUCCCCUCGCCGCCUCCCCCACCACCGUACUACCCCAGCUUCCUGCCCGACUUCCUCUCGAUGCUGCCGAUGUCACCAACAGCAAUGGGGCCCAUCAGCCUGGAUCUUGAUGUGGAUGACGUGGAGAUGGAGAACUAUGAGGCUCUCCUGAAUCUGGCCGAGCGGCUGGGAGAUGCCAAACCCCGUGGCCUCACCAAAGCGGACAUCGAGCAGCUUCCAUCAUACCGCUUUCACCCGGACAGUCACCAGUCGGAGCAGACGCUGUGUGUCGUCUGCUUCAGUGAUUUCGAGGCGCGGCAGCUGCUCCGGGUCCUCCCCUGCAACCAUGAGUUCCACACCAAGUGUGUCGACAAGUGAUUGAAGGCCAACCGGACGUGUCCCAUUUGCCGGGCCGACGCUUCCGAGGUGCCCAGGGAGGCUGAGUGAGGCCCCACAGCCGCCCCGGAGAACCCUGCCCAAAGCUCUGGAAACUCGGGGGGUGCCCAGAGAGGGCGUGGUCCCGGCCUGCCCUGCCGUUCCUGCCUGCCUCUCCAGAGCUGCUGUCAGGGUCAGCCCGAGAGAAGCCCCUGCAAUAAGCCCCUGCAUUUGCCAAGCUCCAAAGACUCCUUCCCCAUCUGCCCACCCGUCUGCCCACCAGGGAGCAGCCUGAGCGUCCGUAACUCAGUCUCUCUCCUGUUUGCCCUCGGGUCUGUCUCCUUUUCCUGCCAGCACUGGGAGCCAGGGUCCAUUCCCUUAGUGUGGCCGGUGGAGAUCGUUGGCCCCAAGAUGGGCAAAGGUGGAGCUGUCCGGGUCGCCUGGUCUCUUGCCCUGAAGUGGCAUGCCCUCUGUGCAGGUGGCACAGACAGGCGUGGACAGGUGGUGGCAGGAAGCCAAGUGGGUCCUUCCGCCCUGACCCUCGGCUGACUCAGGCAGCCAGGCUGCUGUGAGGGUGGGGCUGGCUCCCUAGAGGGCCCUCAGCCCAGGCACAACAUUCCGGCCACGAGCCCAGGCUGGGGAGCAUCAGAGCCAGCAUCCCAAGCAGGCGGGAGGCAGGCUCUGGGCUGCGGCAGAUGGGCCCUCUGAGAGGGCCUGGGCCAGGCCGGGGAGAGCGACCUCCUGUGUUGCGGGUGGCUGCCCUCCCUGGCAGUGACGGUGCCCAGACCCGUGCCCGAUCUCCCCUUUCUGUCGUUUUGCAUGAACGUGAGGAGC